GCUCCGCGCCCUGGUCCAGGGUCUCCGGUGGGGGCCGGAGCCGCGUGUGUGCGCCGGAAGCUCCAGCUUUGCGUCCUGGGCUCCCAUGGGAGGGCGCGGGGACCGGGCGGGGCGCGCGAGGGCGCGGACAGUGCUCGGGCUCUCCCAGCAAGGGCGGGCGCUGGAAAAGAACCCAGCAUGCUCGCCGCUGUCGGGAGCCUCCUGCAUCUCCGCCUGGGGCUCGCGUUUCGCUGCGCGCCCGGAACACCUUUAGAAGUCGCGCGCCGGCGGUUCGCGGCUUCUCCAGUCUGGAGCCUCCCCCGCUACUCCAGCGAUGGGGCCUCUAGCGGCCGUGGUCCCGCAGGUCCCGGAAAGGUUCACAGGGUGCCCGCCGAGCACAGGCCUUCGCAAUUCGACAAGAAAAUCCUGCUGUGGACUGGGCGUUUCAAAUCGAUGGAGGAGAUCCCGCCUCGGGUCCCGCCAGAAAUGAUAGAUGCUGCAAGAAACAAAGCUCGAGUAAAAGCUUGUUACAUAAUGAUUGGACUCACAAUUAUUGCCUGCUUUGCUGUGAUUGCGUCAGCUAAACGGGCUGUAGAACGACAUGAAUCUUUAACCAGUUGGAACCUGGCAAAGAAAGCUAAAUGGCGCGAAGAAGCUGCAUUGGCUGCACAGGCUAAGGCUAAAUAAUACGCUAAGUAACAAAAUGUUUACCUGACUGUCAUCACCAUUAUCAGUAACAAUAAAAGAUAAGUAAAACAGAAUAUUUAA
Choloepus didactylus (southern two-toed sloth) is the source of this 747-nucleotide messenger RNA. It is a transcript of the gene FAM162B, whose product is annotated as family with sequence similarity 162 member B. The transcript has 4 exons. The record is from RefSeq and is a predicted model, not a curated record. Bases 178 to 666 code for a protein of 162 amino acids. NCBI's taxonomy places the organism in Eukaryota, Metazoa, Chordata, Mammalia, Pilosa, Megalonychidae.